This is a messenger RNA of Soboliphyme baturini, 1673 nucleotides long. The record is from the annotation of a GenBank genome assembly. NCBI's taxonomy places the organism in Eukaryota, Metazoa, Nematoda, Enoplea, Dioctophymatida, Soboliphymatidae.
AUGAGUAAAAGGUCUGAGUAUCAGGCGACCGAAGAUGCACCGAUGUCUGUCGACGUCGCGGCGACCACCACCACCGACAACAACGACAGUGAAAACUCGACUAGCGAAAACUCGUUGGGGCGGAAGAUCGGCGGUGGUUUGUUACGAAGAGGUGCUCUCAGGCAGAAGAACGUGCACGAGGUCCGCGGCCACAAGUUCAUCGCGCGCUUCUUCAAACAGCCAACGUUCUGCAGUCACUGCAAGGAUUUUCUAUGGGGGCUCAACAAACAAGGCUUCCAGUGCCAAGUUUGCGCCUUAGUCGUCCACAAACGAUGUCAUGAAUUUGUCGGCUUUUCCUGCCCCGGGGCUGAUAAGGGCGUCGAUUCUGAUGACCCUCGCGCAAGGCAUAAAUGGAAAGUGCACACGUACAACUCGCCUACAUUCUGUGAUCACUGUGGCUCCAUUCUGUACGGUCUAAUUCGGCAAGGGGACAAGUGUCAAUCUUGCGAUAUAAACGUCCAUCACCGCUGCAAGGACUAUGUGCCCAAUUUCUGCGGCACAGACCAGACAGAAAGACGAGGUCGGAUCCGUUUAAAGGUGUUCUGCGACAACGCGCUGCUGACCGUGAACGUUGCUGAGGCCAAGAAUCUAGUUCCGAUGGAUCCAAACGGAUUGGCAGAUCCGUACGUGAAGCUAAAAUUGAUUCCUGAGCCAGAAGGCCGUUCCACAAAGCAGAAAACGAAGACCCUUCGCGCCACGUUAUUCCCUGUUUGGAACGAAACAUUUAUUUAUAAACUCGAAGCAGGCGACAAGGAUCGCCGACUGUCCGUCGAAGUCUGGGAUUGGGAUCGAACGUCCAGAAACGACUUCAUCGGCUCUCUCUCAUUUGGGAUCUCUGAGAUUGUAAAGGAACCAGUCGAUGGCUGGUUUAAACUAUUAAAUCAAGAGGAAGGCGAAUUUUACAACCUCCCUGUUAUUCAAGAUAAAGAAGUCGAAUUGCUGAGGAAAAAGUUUAGCGUAAGUGAAAUGCAACGUAACAGAACAGAGCAAAGGAAGAUUUCGCGGGAUUUCAGAGCGAUUCAUCAGACAGACGUGAUUCGACUGACGGAUUUCGAGUUUCUCGCUGUACUUGGCAAGGGCAGCUUCGGAAAAGUAUUGCUUGCUGAGCACAAGUUGUCGAAAGAGGCAUUCGCAGUAAAAAUUCUCAAGAAAGAUGUCAUAAUACAAGACGAUGACGUGGAAUGCGCGAUGAUUGAAAAACGAGUGCUGGCCGUUCCCGAAAAGCCGUCGUUCCUCGUUCAGCUACAUUCCUGCUUCCAAACAAUGGACCGGCUUUUCUUCGUGAUGGAAUUCGUGAACGGCGGCGAUUUAAUGUUCCUCAUUCAGCAGAUGGGUAAAUUCAAGGAGCCUGUUACAGUGUUCUAUUCCGUCGAAAUCGCCAUAGGCAUUUUCUACCUGCAUUCGAAAGGCAUCAUCUACAGAGACCUGAAGUUGGACAACAUCAUGCUCGACAAAGACGGACACAUCAAGAUUACAGACUUCGGCAUGUGCAAAGAAAACAUCUUCGAAGGGGACACCACGAAAACCUUCUGCGGCACUCCGGAUUACAUCGCUCCUGAGGUGCGUAAACAUGCUGUGUUUAUAACUUUCCUUCUUACCUAUGUUUACAAUAAACUGUGUUUUUACAUAUAAUC